CCCUUGUGGUGAAUCCGGAGGCCCCAACUGCUGAGUGGACAACCAGCUCAGAUCAGGUAGAUCGUGAAUGCGUAUCCGUAGUGGCUAGGGCCUAUAUGGCAAACCCCACUAGAAAAAACCCGCAGGUGCUCGGUCCUUACUAUGUAGGUGUCAGUUAAGAACCUCUGUUGUCCCAGAUGUCUUUUGCUUCCCACCCAAGACACUUCUUUUCACCAAACACGGUGGCAGCAACUCGUCGUUGCUCCCCCGCACGUCUGCCUCCAUGGCCACCAUGUCUACCGAAGAGUUGCUCCAUCGGUAUCAAGGCCAUAUUGUGCCUCAAAGCUACAACGCUAGCUUCGUUGCUCUGAGCUACGUAGUCAGCCUCGUCGGUGCUGGUUCAACCCUCGAGCUCAUCAACCGACGAACCGGUCUUCGAGGCCUUUUCAACCAUCUGCUACUCAUGAGCUCAGCCGUCACAAUGGGUGGAGUAUCCAUCUGGUGUAUGCAUUUCAUCGGUAACAGAGCCAUCGACCUCGCCGAUGGACAGCCGGAGCUGCAAGUAGCUUAUUCCGGCGGCUUCACUGCUAUAUCAUUCUUCGUCCCAAUCCUGGUUCUUCUCGCUUCCUUCAUGGCUGUCGGUACCAACAACGCCGUCUCGUGGUGGAGACUCAUAGCCGGUGGCUUCCUCUGUGGAACUGCGGUAUGUGGGAUGCACUACCUCGGCAAUGCCUCCAUCAACAACUACACAUGUGUGUAUCAGCCAGCAUACGUUAUAGGGUCCGCCAUUAUCGCUAUAGUCGUGAGCAACGUCGCCUUGGCCAUGUUCUUCGUGUUUCGAGCUAUGUGGGUGAAUGCAUGGUGGAAGCGAGUCAUCGCGACCAUUGUACUUGCUGGAGCAGUUUCUGGAAUGCAUUGGUGUGCUUCUGUAGGAACUCGAUAUCGGCUAAAGAGGAUCAGGCCUAAUGGCAACGAGCCGUCGGGAACAGGCACAGUUGUUGUCGUCAUUUGCAUGUCGCUGGGAGCCUGCUUUAUCAUUGGCACCUCAGCGAUUCUUCACGCAAGAAACAUAAGAAGAUCCGCCCUUCGCGCCCAGCAGAUCACACUUGCAGCAGCAAUCUUUGAUAACGGAGGAAGGAUUCUCGUCGACCCUGAUGGAUGUAUCCCAAGCACUGUGGUGACCGACUCUUUUUUGGAAAAGAACUCAAAGGAAGGAUUCAACAUUGGUCACCCGCUAUUUCAUUGGAUGUACCAAGCAUCAACAAACUGGAACAUGAUCUGGAGUCUCAUGGGAGGCAUGAGACAACAUGUAUCACAGUUGCCGCACUCCCGUACUCAUAAAGAUGGACGACGAGGCAUCCAACUUGUGAGUGAACAUGGCGAGACCAUCGACAGUUACGACAUGAUCUUCAGGGAACUUUUCUGUCUUGCCGCCGCUGCCCUUGCUGGCCGACUUCGAGAAGAUUUAACAUCAAUUGGAGUUCUGUGGGAUCAGAUUCUGCCGACAGGUGCGAUUGGUAGGCGGCCUCGGACUCAACUGCGCAAACAAUCCAACGCCGGGCUAGGUUUGGAAGGUACCGGUAGCGGCGUCAAUGGGGAAAUCCACAGCAGUCUGAAUAUCACCGAAAAAAGUCAGCAUAUGCAAAAUCACGAUUACGGUCGUGGAUCACUAAUGUUUCUCGUCCGCCGCUCCGAGUCGGAUCGCGAUACUGAGCGAUUGAUAUCAACCGGCUACCGUUUUGCUGAGUUGCAUCAAGUUAGCGACCUCAUCAAAUCGAGCAUGCAGAUCCAAAGUUUCGAAUUCGACACCAAGCUGAGGGAAAUGGCGAUUUACACGAGCGAACACAACCAUAUUCACCAAGGAACCCAUCUAGGCUUCUUUGCGAUCCGAGCCCGUGUCAGUUCUAGCUUUGAAGUCCUCGUAAGAAAAGGCGCACGUCAUCUGCUUCCAACUAUGCCCUUCCCAUUCAAGAACCUUGAAGAUUGGCAUAUGCACUACCUCAGCAAAUUUGAGAACGUGCCGGUAUUCAAGAUUGUAGAGAAAUGCAAGGAGGAUUCGAAGCGCAGUGACCGAGAGGCCGAGUUCGCCGGGCAGAUCGCAGAUACCAUCAAGGCUUUGCGGGAAUGGACCCGGGAGCCCUUACUCGAGGAUGCGAUUCUUACAUCGACAACAUUCCGGAUCCCCUGCCGUGGAGAUGAAAAGCGAGCAGAAGCGACGAUGAUAGCAAUGCGGCUUGUGAUUCCCAUCCAUUCAGUAUUGUCGAGCCCCAACUGCGAGUUUGUGCCCCUGAGCUUCUUCAGAAUGCGGCAAGUGUCGACCCAGUCUUAUCAGGAGUUCACUCAAGGGGUGCACCAAGAGUUCGGGCACAUCACAAAGACAGCGGGUCGCUGUGAAGGCUCUCAAGAUGGCACAAAUCCCUCUUCGUCCAAUCGGCCAGCGAUUGGACGGUCGGAUACAUCUCGACGUAUUCGGACCGGGGGAAAGUCUAUAUCAAAUAUUGCUGGACAUCGAAUUUCGUCGAUUAGCUCGACACAAUCCAGCUCGACCAUCAAUCUUUGCUCGCCGCGGGGCGAUAACCGAACCCAAUCGAUUGAUUCAACAGAGGGGUCAGGAACAUAUUUACCUCGACAGGAACCACUCCAGACAGUGCCAUCAUACCGCAGCAUCAUGAUGUUUCAAGAGAUCAACAUGGAUGUGCAAGAAGGAAAUGAAACAGCUGGAAGGAAGCCUAGCAACGGUUCCGAAGCUGACACCAUAACAAUCGAGAAAACAAUCUCCAAGCAGUUGCCAGCAGCAGGUAUCGAGCUGCAGUCAAUGAGUCAUUUUGGAACCAAUGAUAUUGGUACGCAGCUAUCCAACGACAUUGAAGCUGGUAAAGGGGGCCACAGUUAUGUUACAUGCUUUGUCGAUGUUUUAUUUGCAAAGACGGUAGGGAGCCGUUAGGAGAUGGAUGCGAAGAUGCGAAGCCUUGUCUGUGUCGCCUUGUAAUGUAUGCAUGUGCAACUCUGUAUAUAUUUCUUGUUACUUUUGUGCCCUGAUGAAGUGCUCAUCGGGAGGCCUUGCAACAGGCUGGAUGGCUCCUUAAAUGGCGUUGGUUUUCCAAUUUGAUGGAUUGUUGGGUAUAAAACAUACUUGGUGCGUACGUGGGCUC
Fusarium redolens is the source of this 3131-nucleotide messenger RNA. RefSeq lists its product as uncharacterized. The record is from RefSeq and is a predicted model, not a curated record. Lineage: Eukaryota; Fungi; Ascomycota; Sordariomycetes; Hypocreales; Nectriaceae. The transcript has 5 exons. Bases 263 to 2923 code for a protein of 886 amino acids.